AUGACCACACCAGUGAAGCGACGCAACUACACCGAUAAGGAGGACGUGAUGCUCCUGCGCCAAGUCUCUCUCGAACUGCCGUUUUUGGCGCGCCGUGGCAUCAUCAUGGAAAAGUGGACGGCUGUAGCGCGGGCCCUUGUCGCGUCCGACGAGUUUACACGCACCGACCUCGAUGCCAAGAAGGCGAACAACCGCUUUAAUCUCCUUAUUGACAGCCACCGCAAGCACAACAAAGAUUCAGAACGAGCAUCCGGGGUCUCCGAGGAAGUUUCAGAGAAGGUCCUUCUGUUGGACGACCUUCUCGCUGUAGUCGACGACGCGAAGGACGAGGAGGCAAAGCGUGUUGUAUCAACACAAAAGGCCAACCAGCACAUUGAAAACUUGGGCAGCAUUGUCCGCGACGAAGCAAUGAUAUCGUUGGGCAAACGAAAGCAAGCAUGCGAUGUCGAAGGCGAAGUCUGA
This is a messenger RNA of Aphanomyces astaci, 462 nucleotides long. RefSeq lists its product as hypothetical. NCBI's taxonomy places the organism in Eukaryota, Oomycota, Saprolegniomycetes, Saprolegniales, Verrucalvaceae. The record is from RefSeq and is a predicted model, not a curated record. Bases 1 to 462 code for a protein of 153 amino acids. The transcript is spliced from 2 exons.